AUGCCGCCAACGGUAGCUCAUCAUGCUGGUGCGCGGUACACUACCAACCGACGCGACCCCAAGCUCGCUGUCAAUGCCAAGGAAUUAGAAUGUCUUCCCUCAAUGGACAGCCGAGCAUAUUACGACAUUCCUUCUUCGCCGUCCACCUCUUCCGAUGACUCCGACUCUCCGCCUCCACCUCCAUCCAACUUGCUCACCAACUCGGGUAACAAACUUAUCCCCGGCGCCCGUUUCAUGCGCAAAGGCAAGCUCUACGCCUGGAGUCAGGACUCUGAAGAUACCACCAAAGAACUGCGAGCCAGGAAGAGACUUCAGAAUGUCCUCGAACAAAUCAUGCCCGAAGCCGCGACUGAGGUAGGAGCGCCAAUUCCCCAAAAUAUUCUCGAUCGUAAAUCUAAGCGGGACAGUAAAAAGCGCAAACGAGCCGAAGAAAAGAGCUUCCUGUUGCCUCAUCUCGUGAAAUCCCCCUCACCACCCGCGUCCACCACCAAACUGGCUCCUCUGCUUGCCGCUCCCAAUUCGUAUCUGGAGCUCAUGAUGAACGACGCUCUGAAACACUCUCUUGGCGAUGAUACAACCGAAAGAGGCUUGCAGCGGACGACCUGCGAGUUGUUAGAGGGUGAAAGGGGUUUGGCAAAUUCUCUCGGUAGGCUGCAGGAGAUCCUCAGAAUCCGGGCCAGGGAGGUGAAUCCGGGUUCUGAAGCAGGCGAAGAGAACGUCGUGCAGCCGAACGGACACCACCCAGCAGACGACGCCAUUAUGGAGUCUGCUGACCCAGCUGCCGCAGAGUCGAAUACGUUGGUACCUCCCCUGCCCCACAUUUCUGAAACGGAUAAUCUCUGGCGGGUGACCCAAGAACUCCUUCAGACCCAACCCCAGCCUGAGAUACAAUUUACUGUCACCCCUCCGGGCGCCGCGGGACCAUCGACCACUCCGGGACCGACUCCCGAUGUCACUGUCACUUCGCUUCAUCGUCUGUUCACCUGCCCGUCUGGCUUGACACUCAAUUCAAAGCCUGCGUCCAAUCAUCCGGGACUGCAAUUCCCUACGGACCAUCAGAUGCGACCCAAGCACAUCAAGUAUAAUCUGAACCUCGGUACGCAAUGUCGUGCGGUGGAUGACGCACUGGAACGGAUCAUGGAGUUGUUUUCUGAUUGCAAAGAGUACGAACGGCGUUUGGAGGAGGCUCGUCAACGGGUGGCUGAUGUGGCGAGAGUGAGGAAGAGAGUGUGGGGGGUGGUCAAGCAGCGAGCGCAGAAGGAGGUUGAUCAGAUACGAGGGCAAUGAGUAGCAUUCGAAUGUGCGUAUUGCACACUGAGGAUCAAUGACAAGAUUACAUACAGUUGUACAUUAUAUAUUGUUGUACAAUAUGUAAAGUAUGUAGCCAGUAUC
Messenger RNA from Tremella mesenterica DSM 1558, 1392 nucleotides. RefSeq lists its product as uncharacterized. The record is from RefSeq and is a predicted model, not a curated record. Bases 1 to 1287 code for a protein of 428 amino acids. The transcript is spliced from 2 exons. NCBI's taxonomy places the organism in Eukaryota, Fungi, Basidiomycota, Tremellomycetes, Tremellales, Tremellaceae.